Molecule: messenger RNA, 1054 nt
Organism: Cuscuta epithymum
Lineage: Eukaryota; Viridiplantae; Streptophyta; Magnoliopsida; Solanales; Convolvulaceae
Source: the annotation of a GenBank genome assembly
AUAUUUGUUCCCGAACCUUCUCUUCGAAGUGACCAUUUCUCGCCGGAGUAGAUUCAAUCGGGAAGAGCCCAUCAGGGCUCUCUGAAAUGCAUAUGACCUUCAAGCUUCUCAUCAUCGGCGGCGAGGUUGUUGAAGAGGAAGGCGAGUGGGAGAAAGAAAGGUAGAUACUGAUCUGGGAAGGGAAUUGAAGCAGUUAUCGGUUUCGAAGCUUCGCGAAAUUCUGUACCUCUUGCAGAUUCGAUUCGUUCCGCAAAAGUCUCUCCAUAUCAUCCGUUAAAUUGCAUAAAUCCCUGAAGGGCGAGGUUUCGUCUGGACUGGGGAGUGCUGUGAGAAUGGCGGCUGUGACGAUUAGGGAGGCGGCGCAGGUGAACACGAUGGAAUCACAUACGGCGGAUGCAGCGGCGUCGGAUGCGGCAGCGAGCACAAACGAGGUGGUGUUCGCGAAAUGCGAAUGCUGCGGAUUGACGGAGGAGUGCACGGAGGCAUACGUAGCGAAGGUCCGAGAGAGGAACCAGGGGCGGUGGAUUUGCGGACUGUGCGCGGAGGCGGUGAAGGACGAGGUGGUGAGAUCGGAGCGGCGCAUCGGCAAUGAGGAGGCUUUGAAUCGGCACAUGACAUUCUACAAGGAGUUCAAAGCUCAGAAUCCGCCGCCUAAUCCGACGGAGGAGCUGAUAUUGGCCGUGAAGCAGCUACUGCUGCGGAGCUUGGACUCCCCGCGAUCAAGUCCUGUGAGGAAGCAAACUUUUCUCCGAUCUCAGAGCUGCUUUUCUUCAAUUGAUGGGUGAACUUGCUGCAUUUCUUCCUUCAACAAAAGGUCGUAAUGUCUGCAAUCACUACCAUCUAAGUAUCUAGUGCUGGAAUAAAAUGAACAGAGUAGAUAUGUUCAUAAAUCAAAAUCCGUGUGUGUAUAUAAAGCAUUGCUGAGUAAGGGUAUUAAUUAUAUUCCAUUCAAUUGAAUCAGGUUAUUAUUUUGUUGUUGUUUCUUAUCUGAAUUUCAUGGAAUCCGUUGCACUCUACAUUCUCUAUAUAAAUUGUUUAUUUUUUGCAAAAGAAA